AUGAUCGACCUUUUAUCCUCCUGUAUCGACGGAGAUUUUGAGCUUUCCGGGCUAGUGGGGUCUGAGGAGUCAGUUAUUGUUGAAUAUCUUGAUUCUUUGGAAUUAAUUCCGUUGUUGAAGCGAGAGCGUGCUUCAAUUCUGAAGGAUGUGGUAAAUAAAGCCCUGUCAGAGAGGACUAGUCCCGAGUCAGAUCUGGUCCUGUCCUUGCUCCACCACUUAUCCCAGAUCUCUCCAAUUAACAAAAUAAGGCUGCAUUCCGAAGCAUUAUGUCAAUUGCUGAUAGAUUACUGCGCGAACCAGACACGAGACAGCCGAGACUUGUUGGUGCUGGACUUCUUCGAGUCGAUCUCUGAGCUCGGCCUCAGUUUCCAGCAGACUACAGACCUGUACAAGAAAGCUAUCCAGAACGCCGCCUCAGCCCUUUCAUUUCAAAGGCUAUUCACAAAGCAUCUUGACUCACAUCGCUCGUAUUUAUUUCUACCUACAUCGCAAUACUCGCCCUCGCUCGACGCUCCCAUCAUCAAUUGUACAAUUCAGUUCUGGUUUCAGUACACCCCAACACAUGAACAGCCCUCACCUUCCUCUCUGUUUGUUCUCAAUGGCAAAGAAACGCUUCUCACGUACUCCUUGGAGAACCGGAAAUUUUCGGUCAGCACAUUAACAGACAUUGCAACAUUCGAGGCAUUUGUAUUUGAGCCGCUACAAAAAUACCACGUCGUUUUUGUCCACAAAGAGGAGAAGCGAAGAUCCUACAUCGAUCUUUAUGUCAAUGGUGACUUUGUACAGUCAAUGAAUUUGGCAUACAAAAAAUCCGACCGUGCCACGUCCUUGGAUAUCCAGGGAAUUCACGGGAUGUACUUCGAGCUGAUGAACUUACUGGUUUUGAGCGAGCGUGUCAGCUAUGGUUGGAUUCUUCUGUCUUAUCACCUGGGCCCGCUAUUUGCUGGUACUUACCAGGGCUAUCACCUCGAGCGCUGUCUUUCGGAAAAGUCAAAGCUGGUGAUCAAAUUGAAACUUCAAGAAAGUAUGGACUCCCGGGCAUUGAAAGACAUUAUGAUUAGCCCCAGUUCCAUCUUAGUUGAUAUCAAUGCCAACUCCUCAGCAGAGAUCGAUUCCACCAUUCAUUGGAAACCAAAAUUGCUGCUCAACUCACUGUACUCGAUUGGGGGCAUGGCUGUUUGUUUGCGUUUGUUAGAGACAGCCAAAACGUCUAGCUCCCUCGUCGAAUCUCUCGACUUUCUAUUUGCCCUACUGUCAAAAGACCCACUUUCGAAACAGGAGUUUGAGAUGAACGCCGGCUACAAUAUAGUGGCUACAAUACUGAAAACAAAAAAGUCUCUUUUGAACCUGACGGUCUUAGAUUCUAUUUUGCGUUUCGUUGGAUACAACGAUACGUCCCCGAUAGACUCAAUUCUGGCCAACGCUCUCGCUUACCGAAUCCUCAUAGUCGAUUUCGAGAUAUGGAAGCCGACUUCCAUUGAUCAUGUUGGAGACGCUUCUGUAAGAGAUACGUUCAAAUUUCUCCUGUUCCAAUUCUCUGUCUUCGCUCAUGAUAGUCGCUACCACAGCUACAACAUCCAACAAUUGGUCGACAUGAGAAUAAUCAAACGGUUUGUGCAGGCUAUGAAAUAUGGUUUGUUCGAGGAGGGAGUGCUGCCCUUAUUGCAUGACACGAUCUCAAUACUGGUGAGAAAUAACCCUUCUACGGAAUCAAUCAAGGCACUAUCCUUAUAUGUGAUAUACUCCCUGACAAUCGAGGAUUUGAGAGGUCUACAGAGAAAAUGCGGACUAACUGUUCUGCGAGCCAUUCAAUCUGUGGUAGAAGAUCCCGCAUUAAUGUCGAACGUUCAUGGCUACAAAAUCAUAAUGAAAUCUAUAUCCACGAAGUGGAUACUAUUGCUUCUUGAUAACGACAAUGCGGACGUGGUGAAAAUCAGUUUGAGGCUCUUGAAACGCAUUUUGCUAUUUAGCACCAAGAUUUAUAAGUCAUUUGCUGACGAAACAAGUCUCUUGCUGCUUUUCAAGUUGUUGAAAAAGUGGGACAGCAAUUUUGAAGUGAUGAAUCUAAUCAUGGCUCUAGCUUUCAGAAAGCAGUCUACAUCAGAUCAAAGUGAGGUCGUCAUGCCCGAAUUCCUGGUGUUGGUGAACACGAUACUAUCAGAGUCUGAGUUAGACCCUGGUACCAUUUCAUUGUAUGUGAGAAAAAUUCAGCACCUGCUUGAUUCAAAUAUCUUUUUCAAAAUGGUAGCUUCAAAUCAUAUCCAGUGGCUCCAAACAUUUUUACAUCUUGUUUGUCAAAUCAGAAACAAGCAUGAUAUUUCAGUCAUAGCUCCUUACAAAGACUUUAUUGGAGAAUUAUUCAAGGCCAAGCUGGAAAGAAACGCCAAGAAAACAGAUUCAUUUACAGUGGACGCACUCCACCAGAAGUUCCCUGCGGCUUUCACAUCCACAAUACUUCCAGAGAUUCUGAUACGCCUCAACGAGCUUGAUCCAAGUUGCCGCACACAGUUCGUUUCCAAAUUGCUUUCAAGAAUUCUGGAACUGGAAAAGCUCCACCAAAUUGAAGAAGCCGAUUAUUAUUUGGUGCUAGAAAAACUAAGUCCGAUACUGAGCUUCGACGAAGACCCAAAACAAAAGACCGCAAAGAGGCAUUUUUGUGAUUUCUUCACGGAACUUCUUGCGAAGGCAACGUUCAAUGAAAAGGAAAGCAACGGGUCAGCAUUGAAUGAAACGAAAACAUGCUGCUCUGUGCUCAUGGCCAACCAGAGACUAUUCUCAAAAUAUGCAGGAGAUGAGAAUUUGUCUGUUAUCGUUGCGUCUUUAUUUCAGUGCAUGGCUCUUCCCGACGCCUCUCUACCGAGUUUAGCUCUGAACUGCCUUCGGAUUCAGCUCAUGAGUGAUCUUGAUGUACGACCUACGAUUGCGUGCUUAUCCUCAAACAGCAGCCAGAGGGCCAGAUUAGUGGACUAUUUUGAGAAGUUUCUAUCACUGAAUGACGAGGAGAUCAGGGAUAUUUGGGAAAAUGAUUUUAAUCUUCGCAACACGAUCAACGCGAAAUAUGAGAGUUAUAUUUUGCAGAUUCGAAAACAGCAGGGAAAAGCAACAAUUAGGAAGACAAUGGACGAGCUGGCUUCGUCUCGGCUCUCAGAUAACAACGACAAAAUAGAGAAGCUUUAUUCCAAAGAGAUCAUGCUCUUGAGCAAGACAAUAGAACAAGCAGAAACUAAGAAAUUUAAUAGACACAUCCAAGACGACUUGGACGAUCUUAACUACUUUGUUUCUGUCUUUAACGACAUUAAAUCGCAGCUCCCAGUGGAAAAUUAUAAAUUCUCAACUGUUUUGGACUCAACUGAGGGCCCCGACCGAAUGCGCAAGCGGAUGAUUAAACAACUUUGCUUGACGGAUGAUGACAUCCCCACAGAGGAGAGCCCUGGGCUGGAAUACAAUGAGCUGGCUGAAGAAUAUGGGCUGCUGUCAGAACAGAUAGAUGUUGAUCUGGCACAGGAGGACAACAACCGCAAAAUUCUCCGGAGCUUGUAUGUUGGGGAUAAAAUAGUUGAGAUGCUCAAUGUGACGCAGAUCUUGGGCCUUGAGACAUUGGAAUCGAUUUUCAUUCUGGGGCAAUCUCAUAUAUACAUGAUUGGCAACUACUUUCUCACCUCAGAUAAGAAAGUUGUGGACUUAAGAGAUGCUCCUCCAAAUGAAAGAGACUCGUACGUUCAGCUUAUCACGGGUAACAAUUCGAGAGUCCCAUCAUCGCAACAUCAGACUAAGACGUGGGAGCUGGCAAAGUUUGCUUCCAUCAGCAAACGCACGUUCCUUCUGCGAGACGUGGCUUUGGAAUUGUUUUUCAUCGAUGGCUCUAAUUUUCUAAUUACCUGCUCGUCUAAGGAAACAAGAGAUGGGCUUUUCAACAUAUUGUCCACUAAGGUGUCGGCCAAGUAUCCUGACACGAUUCUAGAAGACGCCCUCACCUUGGCAUCCUCAUCCUCGUUAACGAUUGGUGCCAAGCUAGUCAGUGCAAUUACCUCUGUGGCUUCGGCGACGACACUCAGCUCGUUGACAAAGAAAUGGCAAAAGGGCGAAAUAUCGAACUUCUAUUAUUUGAUUCUAGUGAACACGCUUGCGGGUCGCACCUUCAACGAUCUGACCCAAUAUCCUAUUUUUCCAUUUGUUAUUGCGGACUACGAAAACGAGGAGCUGGAUCUGACCAAUCCUGCCACUUUUAGAGAUCUCGGAAAGCCGAUGGGGGCGCAGACUGAGAAGAGAGCGGCACAAUUCCGAGAAAGAUACGAUGCCUCGGCUGAUAUGUCGCCCGACUCGCCGCCAUUUCAUUAUGGAACACAUUAUUCGUCCGCAAUGAUUGUCACAACUUAUCUUAUUCGCGUUAAGCCGUUUGUGCAAUCGUAUUUGUUACUUCAGGGAGGCAAGUUUGAUCAUGCUGACAGGACGUUUCACUCCAUGGUGAAGACCUGGUACAGUGCGUCCCGAGACCAUACCACAGAUGUCCGGGAACUAAUUCCCGAGUUUUAUUACCUCCCCGAUUUCUUGCUCAAUUCCAACAAUUUUGAGUUUGGGUAUUUACAAGAUGGCACCAAAGUUGGCGACGUGCGUCUUCCUCCUUGGGCCAAGAAUGAUCCUGUAAUAUUUGUGGAGAAAAUGAGACAGGCUCUGGAGAGCGACUAUGUUUCUGAGCAUCUGCACGAGUGGAUCGAUCUUGUGUUCGGGUUCAAGCAGCGGGGGAAGCACGCAGUAGACUCGUUGAACGUGUUUCAUCACCUGAGCUACCAGGGGUCCACGGACCUGGAUAAAAUCCAAGACGAGAGAGAAAGAAAUAUCAUAGUGAGCAUUAUACACAAUUUUGGGCAGACGCCAAUUCAGGUCUUCCACAAACCUCAUCCGCGGAAGCAAGUUCAAAUGAAGGUAAAUUUUGACCCCUCCAAACUGUUUGAGUUGCCACUAUCAAUUAUCAAUGUUCCUUUCAGCAUAGACACUAUAGAGUUUGACUCUGUCAAAAUGGAAUGGCAAGCUCGAGACCGUUUCAGCCGAGGUAGCCAACGUCUCAGAUUGCAGCUAGUCGGCCGCAACUCGGUGAUGGUCAAUAAUUUUAUUUUUGAAAACGUGAGCACCAGCAUGAUCUCAGCGUUUGGUGUUCUAAACUUUGAUGAGUUCGUGAUUGGUUUCGAAGAUGGGACUCUACAAAUAUACAGGCUAACAUCGAACAAGUUGGCAAGCAUGAAGAAUGCCCAGAAAAUAAAUGUGAGACAACCUGCAGAGACGAGCUGGGGACGAGGAGCUGAGGAGGUGAUCCAGCUUGGAGUUUUACGAGGACAUCGGUCCAAAGUGUGCCAGGUCAGAAUAAAUACUUUCUACUCAAUUCUCCUGAGCUACAGUGAGGAUGGAACAGUCAAGCUGUGGGACCUUCUACAACGAAAGCUUAUGCGAGACGUCUCCGAGGAUGGCAAGCUUAUUGAAAUAUCUAACCGGCAUGCUCUUAUCGCCGUAGUGGAUAGAAAGAACACUCUGAGACUUGAGACGAUCAAUGGAUUGUUGCUGCUGGAGCAGCCUCUGCAGGAAGAAUGUCUAUCCAUCACCUUUGGUGAGGCAAAUCUCAACCACUUUACAAACAUCGAACACCAUGACUGGACGCACCAUUCCAUUUUGGCUCUAGGUUUCCGGGGUAAAAUAAAACUAGCGGAAUUGACAUUGGACCGAGGUUGGAGCAUCAAGAUUUUACGCGAACUAAACAUGUUUGGAGAUUUGGAGAUCACUAGCCUCAAACUCAAGCUGAAUGUGGAGCUCAACGGUGAAGGCCAAGUCACUGGACGCGGAGAGCUGGCAGCAGCCAGCAGAGAUAAAAUAAUGAUUUGGUGUUGA
This is a messenger RNA of Ogataea parapolymorpha DL-1, 5877 nucleotides long. RefSeq names its product Beige/BEACH domain protein. The coding region runs from base 1 to 5877 and encodes 1958 amino acids. The record is from RefSeq and is a predicted model, not a curated record. Lineage: Eukaryota; Fungi; Ascomycota; Pichiomycetes; Pichiales; Pichiaceae. Gene Ontology annotation, molecular function: protein binding. The transcript has a single exon.